This is a messenger RNA of Penicillium oxalicum, 633 nucleotides long. RefSeq lists its product as uncharacterized. The transcript has a single exon. Gene Ontology annotation, cellular component: BLOC-1 complex. Gene Ontology annotation, biological process: endosomal transport. Bases 1 to 633 code for a protein of 210 amino acids. Lineage: Eukaryota; Fungi; Ascomycota; Eurotiomycetes; Eurotiales; Aspergillaceae. The record is from RefSeq and is a predicted model, not a curated record.
AUGGAAAACGACACCAUCAUGUCCGACCACCCGUCCCCGGGCAUUCAGCCCCUAGACGCACCACCAGAAGACCAUCAGAAGCAAGAAGCCCUCGCUGCAUUCACCGCAACCCUGCGCUCCGUAGGCACCAACCUCGAGGCGCCGCUGCGCGACCGCGCCGCCACCAUCGCCGCCAACGAAACGGCGUUACAGCGCCAGGAAGCCGAGCUGGCGGCGCACACGGCGCACCUGGCCCGACAGAAUGCGCAGUGGACGGGGUGGGCCGAGGAGACGCGGGAGGGGCUGAAGGAGAUUGGGGAUGUGCAGAAUUGGGCUGAGAUGAUUGAGCGGGAUUUGUUGAUCUUGGAGGAUAUGAUGGGGCAAGUGGAGAUGGGGGCGGAGGACGAGGGAGGAGAAGAAGAAGAAGAAAGGGAAGGGGGAGAGUCAAGAUCAAGAGCAAGCGCAGCAGAGGGGAUUGGGAGGGAUCCUGAUGAUUCGGAAGAUGAUGAUCGAAUGGCUGUGGAUGAUCUUCUCGGAGCGAGAGGAGCGGGAGAUGAAGAUGGAGCCGUGCAGAAUGGAAAUGGACUGUGGCAAGGGAAAGGAAAGGAAGUGGAUAGUAAGAAGUCGUCGAGAAAUUGGUUACGAUGGUGGUAA